Molecule: messenger RNA, 1755 nt
Organism: Neocloeon triangulifer
Lineage: Eukaryota; Metazoa; Arthropoda; Insecta; Ephemeroptera; Baetidae
Product: serine beta-lactamase-like protein LACTB, mitochondrial
Exons: 6
Coding region: 115-1590 (491 amino acids)
Source: RefSeq, a predicted model, not a curated record
CCUUUAUUCACGAAUGUAAAUAAACCGAAAACUGCGCAUUUCAUGGCAACUUUAAUCCAGUGAUUCACUUAAAUUUCCUCUGCACAUCGAUGGUCCGCUGCUGACGGAAAGGAGAUGAAUCGAAGGGCCGUUUUGGCCGCCGUGGCCGGUGCCAGUUCGGCCGCUGUCUACUUUGGCCUUCAGCGAACAGGCGACAAGAAUUUCGUCCGCGAAGAAAUUGACGUUCCGAUGGUUGCCUGCGCCACGGCUGAUGACCGAAACGAGCUGAAAUUUGCUGAAAGUUACGAAUCGAAACUGAACUUUGCCAAGGUAAAAGCGAGAGACCUGUUACUCAGGGUCAAGGACGAAGUCGGCGCACCAGGAGUUGUGGUUGGGGUCAGCGUUGACGGGAAAGUUGUUUGGAGAGAAGGUUUUGGAUUUGCAAACGUGGAAACCAGAACUCGUUGCCAUGAAGAGACUGUGAUGAGGAUUGCCAGCAUUAGUAAAAGCAUGACGAUGGCCAUGGUUGGAAAAUUGUGGCAGGAUGGAAAACUGGACCUCGACAAACCUGUUCAGGAGUACGUGCCAAAAUUUCCCAUGAAGACGUUCGACGAGAAAGAGGUGGAAAUUACAACAAGAAUGAUCUUGAGCCACAUUGGAGGCAUCAGGCACUAUGUGAAAAAGGGGGAGAAAGCAGAGAGUGAAUUGUCUGAACCAAACAGCAAGAAGGGCAAAGAAAAGGAAAAGGCAGAGAAGAGUACCAGAGAGAAAGAAGUCUACAACAAGGAGAAAUACGACUCGAUUGAGAAAGCGUUGACUAUGUUUCAAAACGACGAACUGAUGUUUCAACCAGGAACCGACUACCUUUACACCACCCAUGGCUGGACAUUGGUCAGUGCUGUAGUCGAAGGAGCAGGCAAAGAAGAAUUCACAAAGCAGGCCAAGAAAUUCUUUUCUCAGCUAGGACUUCACUACACCAAAUUGGACGAGUCUGAACCAAUAAUUUACAACAGAGCAAAUUAUUACUUGACAAAGAAAAACGGACGGCUGGCCAAUGUUCCUUUCUCCGACAACUCUUACAAAUGGGCCGGAGGUGGUUUUGUAUCGACUGUUGGAGAUUUGCUUAAAUUUGGCAAUGCCAUGCUUUACUCGUACCAGUGGAAACCAAAGAUGACCUUGGUCGAUGGAAAACUAGUCACACAGUAUGUAUCGGAACAGCCAAUUCAUCCCAUCAAAGAUCUCCCUCCAGGAUUUUUGAAACCGGAAACUGUUUGGGAAAUGUGGACGGUGGUUCCGCAGACAAAAGGAAAAUCACAUAGUUUAAGGUAUAGGGAGAAUGGAUAUGGUCUUGGUUGGCAAGUGAUUCCGUAUGUGGCCGAGUUCGGAACCACGGGUGGAGGAGACGUCCAGUCCUUCCACGCCUUCCACACCGGUGCUGCUGUCGGUGCCAGUAGUGCUUUACUCAUAAAACCCGCGGAGGACAAAAGUGAUUCCCAACAGCCACCGCCGAAAGGAAUAUGCGUUGCAAUUUUAAUGAAUAUGCAAAAUGUGGGUUUGGCAGCAGUCGCUGAUGAUAUUGCUCAAAUCUUCCAAAGAACUUUUUGUGAUUGAUAAAAUUAACUUGUUUUAUGUGUCAAGACGGAUAAAUAAAAUUUGGAUUAUUUUCCUAAAUGAAAUAUGAUACAAUUUGUAAUAAUUCAAAUUAGGAAUAAGAACUGGAUUUUGAGCAUGAGCAUACCAACAAAAUUAUGUGUUUUUUCCUUUUUCCCUUUGUUC